This is a messenger RNA of Leptosia nina, 3408 nucleotides long. Lineage: Eukaryota; Metazoa; Arthropoda; Insecta; Lepidoptera; Pieridae. The record is from the annotation of a GenBank genome assembly.
AUGACUUGUUGGGAGAGCGUAGGAUUUCUCGGUCCUUGCGCGUUACUAGCGAGUUCUGCUCUCAGGUCCGUCAUAGAAACUAAACCAGAUAACAUGGUUUCAUUAGUUCUGCUUACGACCGAGGAAGUUCUACAACGCAACGGCUUUUGGUACUGUUUAGAUGCCAUGUGGAUCACUGAAGACUUGGAACCAUUCGAGGAAGUCAAGCCAGAUCAUUUAUUUUCCAAGCCGCUUUCUAGAGAUAUUUAUUACGCUAAGUAUCCAGAUAUACCGAGAAGUGAAUCGGAAGAUGAGAAUUCCUUUAGCGUCCGCGGGUUUAAGACAAAACAUCAAGCGUGGAAAUCAAAAAUACGAAUCAGAAAACUAGAAUACCGAAGAUACUCAACUGAAUCGACACACUGUUUGUCCUGGAGAAACUCUUUUCCUGAAUCAACAAGAGUUACGUCAUUGGUGUACGCCAAGAGUAAGGACCAAAUGACUGCAGAAAACGACGAAAGAGCUCGUGAGUUCUUUAACCGUUUGAUCGCAAAUGUUCCACCUCCACCCGUAGAAGAUAUCCAAGAUUCUAUUCUCAAAUUGCCGAAAGGAGAUGAAAUGUGCAACCUAGAUUUACCUGAUUACGCUGAUUUUGCCAAAGAAACUAAAAACGAGAAUGAAAACACAAAUGGACCUACUACAUCAACAUUGAAAAAAACAAAACGCAAAGUGGAUUUUAGCGCGAGUUCAUUAAAAAGCGACUCAGAUCGUUGCGAUUCGUGGCAUGAAAGCAUAUACGGCAUGUCGGGAAUAAUGGAUGGCCCUUCAGAUGGCUUGCACAUGUUGAGUGACGCGGUAUCCUGGUCUGAAGUUAUCGACAUGUGCGAUAGUGCUUUGAAGAGCACGGAGUCGGUAAACUCCGAGAGGAUCAUAAGUCAAUCGUACCGCGGCCGUUCUUUAUCGAGUGUAUCCCUCCAUGACGAUGCAGAUUACGAGAGAUUUGCAAUACAUAAACUAAGAAGAUCUUUCAAACUCUCCGUGCCCGAUUCAUCUUCUUUGCGUAAUAUCGGUGAUUUUGACGACUUUCCUUCAAAGCAAGCAACGCAAAACCGACCUGCAUUUGGAACACUUUAUCGUUUAGCUCCAACUCAAGACUCGCCUCCUGAAAACGAGCUGCAGAAGAAUUCCGAUCGAGUGUUAUCUGAACACGAGUUGCGAGUCCAGAGGUCCUUGCAAAAACUCAAUGUUCCAGAAUGGUACAAAAAUGCCCCAGCCCCGCGCGAGGGUUUUCUCUUACGGAAGCGGUUGUCUGACGCCUCCGCGUCCGCCGGCAGGUGGAGUGGACUCAACUCGAAGACUACAUCUUUGGGGAGCCUCGGGGCGAAUGCGCAACCUCCACCACCCCAGCUCUCACCACACACAACCAGCUUUGGCCGGUGGUCUACAAGUCGGCUUAACUCGAACCAAACUUCGCCAUGUUCUUCGACGAGAAGCAGCAUCCGUGGUGCCAGUCCCCUAUGCUCUCCAUCAACCAGAUCUUCAUUCAGCGCGCGACAACCCUACCUGGGCUGGCGUAGUCAAGAGAGGUUGAACUCUACACCACGCACGCCACAUGAAAGACUAGCAUCUUCUCUUCUGCAGCAGACAGCUUCAAGCAAGGCUUCUGAAGAGAUACAGACGUCCAUUAAAGAGGUCACAUCAGCUAUAGUCCACUACGUGUCUGGUCUGGAGCCGGCGAAUGGCGACUUAGAUGAUAGAGCAUCGCCGCGGUCUAAUCAGAAGUUGUAUUGGUUGGAGAGUUCUUUUGUUGGAACGAAACCUCUCGAUUCGCCGCAAACGCCCCUCGUGGUUACGGAAGCGUUGCCCCCACCACAUCCGCGUCCGCCAUCUUCCCUUAGGCUCGAGCACCGCGCGGCGCCCGACUGGCAAGAUUCCCAGCGUUCAUUGAAUGUGGGUAUUACAAAACCUUCCCCGGGGUCUACCACAUUGGAAGAUGUAUUGGACUCACUUUUAGGACUUCCCUCACAGCCCGCUAGAAUUCCUACGCCUCAGCCGAGCCCUAGGAAAUCGGCGAGCCCCUACUACAUGCUGGGUGGGAAGAGUCCAAGAUAUGAACAGUUAGCCAGUAGUGGUCACAGCAGUGCGUCUGCUGCUUCUCGUUACAUAAACACGCCUAGCGAGGCGCCUAGCUCCUUCACCUCCAGCCCUGAGGACCGAGCAGGCAAGGAUACAGUUGAUACAGCGGCCAGUAUGCCGGACUCGAGGCGAUCGCGGUCAGCUCAGGGCGAGCAUUCGCGACGAAGGAGUGAGCCUUUCGCCAAUCACAGUAUAUCCCUAGACCGCCGGACGAGCCUCGACUCCUCAGCCCUGCGACCCGAGCACCUCACCCGACACGACUCCAAAUCUUCCCUAGUAUCAUUACAAACCGAAAACAGCACAGACGAGGCGUUAGUCAAGUGCAAAUAUCCAAAAUGCACAUCUCGUACACCGUUAGCUGAAGCCAAACGGCAUUAUAAAACAUGUCAUAAUUGCACCACAGUAUACUGCUCGAAAGAAUGCCGCAGAGCCCAUUGGGAAAAACAUAGAAAAGUCUGCUUGCACUCGCGCGCUAGUGCCCUUUGUAGACAGAUCAUAGCAGCUGCGAAAGAGGAUGCGGCAGCCCUUAACCAAAUAAGCAGUAAAGCGUAUCAAGGAUAUCAGAUGCAAGGCAGAGGCGUUGUUAAAGUGUUCUUUACAAGUCCAGAAGCGGCAGAGAAGUUUACAACACACGGCUACCAGUAUCUAAGCGAGCCGGAGUUCGUGAGAUUGACAGCCCUGCAGCCCAACGAAAUGGGCGUAGAGUUAUACACGGAGGUCGUGAAACUCUGUAAGAGUUAUAAUCCGGAGACAAGAGUCAUACUGUACGUAGCAGUGUGUAUCAUCAGUGAAGUUCCAACGAAAGGGGCCGUCAAAUGGGAAAGGCAAAUGGUAUCCAGGUGUGCUAAACUAAGGCUCAGCAAGACCGUCUCCUCCAUGAUACAAGAACAGAAUAGAAGGAAAAAACGCAGAGAGAGUAAGAGUAGCCCCGAAGAUAGAGAAACGUUAAUACUCACUUCCAAGUUGUACAAUGCGAGCGAGAAGAAUGCAGCCACUGCCCACAAAUUUAGAGAGAUCUGCUUUAGGAAUAUAUGCAGCGAGUUGGAGGGUAGGGGGGUAGUGUUGAAGAAGCAUUUUCCAGAAGUGUAUUCAAGGUUAGGGGCGUACGUAGACGGCACGUGCGAUAGGUUCAUUCCGAUGACGAUAUAUCCUAAGGACGUGAAUAGUGGAAAGUCGUUUGUGUGUGUAAUAAUGCCAGAUAGUGAUGCGGACAGUGGGACGCCAGUGGAUGGCAGGAUCAUGACGAUCGAUGUCGGAGUUGAUCGGUCGAAACACCAAUUAUCCACGCCAAUGUAG